UCUGCCUUUGGUUUUUUUUUGGUUUUUUUUUUUUUGUGUUAUUGUUUUGUUGGCUUUUUUUAAUCCACUAAAUUUGGUUCAUAAAGCUGGCUUGUGUUGGACUUCUUAUUUACCAAAUUUCUGCCUCAUUUCCAAGUCAGUUCAAUGAAUGAUCCUAUUUAGUUCUUUUUCCUGUUUAAAAUAUUUCCUACUGAGUCCAGAGCAGUGCCCUUAAAACAUAAUUGAUUUGGGUCAUUGAACCCUUAUUUUUCAUGCAUGUUAGUUUACAUCCCGCCACUGGUCUGACUGGUAUUUAAAUUAGAAAAUUGCAGGCGGAUUUCUUCUAGAGGCUAAAGUUCACGUGGAGUCUCUGGCAAAAUAAGAUCCUGGAGUACAUAUCCCUGGAACUGGGCAAUGAUUUGUAACUCUUUUUUAAUUCUGUCUGGCCAGAGUGUUAUAAAUCUGGCGCUCGCUUGUUAGCUUCACGCUAAGCAGCAAUAAUGUCCACAGUGUUUUAGUCCUGAUAAUUCUAAUUACGGAAGCACUGGAGAAGCUGAAAGCUGAGAAGAUGGACAAGGCUUGCCUCAAGUCCUGCACAGCACAGGGGAUUCUCUCUUUGUAGAGCUGAACCAUAAUUCUCUUGUUCACCAAGGCCAGCGAUGGAAGCAGCCAAGGUGUAUUACUCCUGUGGUGCAGUGGUGGAAUCAAUGGAAAGAGGCCUGAUUUUGUCACCAGGUUUUCCAAACAACUACUACCCAGGGACACACUGUGUCUGGCAGUUUUUCAUUCCCAUGAGAACUCAUCUCAUCUUGGAAAUAUUUGACUUUGACAUUUUUGAGAGCUCUAGUGAAACUCCAACCCCCUGGGAUGGCUUUUCAGCCCCUGCUACAACAGAAAAUAAGGACAUGCCUUCUCUUGAGGAAAACCUGGACUUUUCUGUCCACACCACAAAACCCUCUCUCUGGACCUCGACAUCAAAGGUGGCUCAGGAUCUGAGCAGCACUGGGGACCAGUCAAAGGACCUUGCUGGUCACCUGGAUGAACUUCCAGGAACCAUCUCAAAAAAAAAUGAAGCCAAACAAGCAUCUGAAGAAAACCAGUGGAAGCAGAUGAAGGAACCCAAAGCAAUGACCAAGGCUCAGCCAGAGGAGCUGCCAUUCCCUGUGGCUGGUGGUGCCUCAGUGCAGAGGCAAAAUACCAGUGGCCUGGAAACAGGAGAGGAUUUGGAAGGGAAGAUGUUGCUUGCCCACCUAGCUGCUAGUGAGAGAGAUGAAGUCCCAGCAGAGACCUGGGCUCUUCCCUCAGCAGCAUUGCCCGUGGAAGUCUCCUCCAGCCCUCAGUCAGCAGUGGAUGUCUGUCCCCAUGAUGUAUUAUACGUUUCUGAUCUCAUCACAUUUUCCUCUCGCUUCUGUGGCCCAAAUUCCCCUGUGAACAAGACCAUGGUGUUUGGUUCCUCUCUGGAAAUGGUGGAGGUCAUCAUGGAGCUGAUCACCACCACGGACCGAGGCCGAGGCUUUGCCAUGCUCUUCGAGUACAGGAACAUCACUGACCCCAGCACUGUGGAUGCUGUGAGGCAGGAGAGGAAGGAAAACAUGAUGGUGCUGGCAAUUGGAACAGGGAUUGUUGUCUUUGCUGUUGCUUUGCUCUCUGCCCUCUGCGUAGCUUGCAGGCAGAGAACGUGCCCCAAAAGGAGCUCAUCCAACGCAUGCAGUGACCAGGAGAACAGGAUCCAGAACUCCACUGUCGAUAUCAAUGAGCUCCAGCUGGUGGUGCCAAGCCGGGAGAAUGAAAACAACAACCACUCUGUGAGCCGGGAGCAGGCGGUCACUUCCUGCAGAGGCAGCACAGAACGGUCUCCUCAGGACACUGACCCAGAUGUGCCCUCCUCCAUCUCUGCAGUGACCACUGAGACUGGGAGUGAUGAAGUGUUUAUCAUUUCUGCUGGACCUGGCACCAGUGGGCUGAGCUUUACCACCUACAGGAUACAGGACAAAAACCUGAAAAGAAGCGUGACAAGCCCGGCCUCUGUGUCUGACUGGCUGAGCUCCCACCCCACAGCUGCAGGAGCAGACGCUGCUGAGAAGGGGAACGUGCAGCUGGAGCAUCCCUGUCCCAGGCAGCGCACCUGGAGCGCCCGCACCUUCCACGACCUCCUGGCUCCAAUACCACAGCUACAGAAAAAAUGGUGCAGCUGGAGCACCAACAGCCCCUUCACAAAGCUGGUUGACAGCAGUGGUUUUUCUACAGCUGCAAGACCCCAAGGUGUGCCAACCAGAAAGGUAAUCUCAGCCACUGAGAUAGAGGGAGCAUCAGAGACUGUUUACUCUGAUUCAUCUGCCAGUAAUGCCUCCUAUCCCCUCACUCUGUCUGCACAGAGGCAGCGAAAGUUAGCCUCCUGCAAUUUGAAGAAAUCCAGAUUUGGAAACCCUUAUUUUGGAUUUUUAGCCAGUUCCCCUGACAGCAAACAUAUGAGGUCUUUGGAUCCCUCAAGACAUCUAGGGGCAGCAUCUCCAGUUAACAGCCAAAGCCCCAAAAAUCUUCUAGAGAGCUCCAACCCACUGAAAAUCAACUUGGUCAACGGCUCAAAAACAAAGGAGCUUAUGGUAGAAACAGAUAAAAACAAACCUGUUUUUGUUAUUUCUGAAGAAGGGGAUGAUCAGCAGCCUCUGGUCCUGGCAGAACACCUCAGUCAGUGUGGAGAUCACCUGUCAGAGCACAAUGCUGUGUAUGCUCCAGCCGUGCCAGAGAAGCAGCCGGUGGCUCUGACUGCGGAGAGGAACAGCUCUGCCACCUUCACCUCGAGCCUUUCCCUUUGGGGAAAAUCCCCCACAUCAUACAAAGGCCAGGGGAAGGCCCCCAGCUCCUCCAGGGACCAGCAGAGCUCAGCAGGUGGAGAUGCCAACAGUGCUGAGCCCUCACAGAACUGCAACACCCCCGCUGCCCCCACGCUGUGCCAAGCUUCAGCCCAGUGAUGUCCUCGGAGAGACAGAGACAUCAGUUCCCAAAGCCAGAGGGAACAGGGACACGAGCAGAGCAGAAGCUGUGCCGAGCAGUUGAGUGUGGCAGUCACAUGUGGCAGCUUUGUUGAGAGCAGCCUUUGCUUCCCACACGUUGGGACUGAGAUUACAAGGACACAAACCACAGCACAAAUGCCAACUCCCCUUCAGCUCACUAACCUCAUCUUGCUUCUCCUGCAUGAGACCUGGAUGUAGUUUGUACAAGAAAGCAUCCUCUGGAAAGGUACUUCAGAGUGCAGAACCCCUUUUCUGGGACGGGAGUGAAAGUUACACCAUGGUUUGUAUCUGAAAUGUCAAUCAGUCCCUGUCCCUGUGGCAUCACUUGAGUCUUUCUGUUGGGAGCUCUGAGUUAGCUUCUGUUUAUAGCUCUGCCUGUACAAUCCAAGCCUUGCCAAGCCAAGGGUAAGAAUUCAAUCAUGCAUGUUUGCAUACAGUUUUGUAAACUUCAUUUUAAGUAUUUCAUAACUUCUGCAGUCUAGCACAAAGCUUACCAAGCAUUAGCAACUCUAAUAUUAAAGAGCAAGAUUAUCUCAUCUCCUAGCUCUUUAGAGAAGUGUACAGACAAGCUGAGCAACCCAAUACCAGAUGCUUGUUCUAUUAAAGUCUGAUGUAGCUUUAUCUUUGUUAGGUCUACAUAGGCUUAGAACACCUCAGUCCACUACAUUAAAUGACUCCUCAUGGCAACAGGAGCAUGUGUACAAAAACACUGAAAUACUAGGAAUAGUCUUCAGCAUCCAACACUUGGAUAUUUGCAGCUGCUCUGAUCCUAUAUUCACCAGCUAUUUAUUGCUGGUAACGCACAUUGACUAGAGAACUAUUCCCCUUCCUUUAGCAGGCAAGACUUGAAAGACAAAAUUAAGGUGGGGCAAACUUUGAGUGCUCACUUUCUUUAGAAAUUAACCCUACGUGGCUGUGCCUCCCUGAGUACAAAUCCAGGGCAUUCAAUGGAACACUGAACCAAAGGGAAGCCUGCUAGUCCUAUUGCCUUUAAUAACCCCAUCAGAAUUUUAAUUUCCUCCUGGACAUUUUCCUAUCUUUGCAAGAGACUCCUGCAUGUUUGUCCCACAAUUCAGAAUUGUUUUCCCUUCUUAAAUGAAACAAUUCCCUCUGAAGCUGCAUUUUGCAGCUGAGACAGCACAUUGUUUUAAAGCAAUAGUAUGUCAUAAAACAGGUGUCAGAAAGAAAUCUUCUGCACAAGUCUUCCCCUGUAUUAGCUGCAGUGUGCAUCCAGUUAUCUUAAUCCUUCUCUGUGAAGGCAUUUAAGACUGAUUGCUGAAAUAUUUAACUGAAUUAUUUAUGAUUUCACCUGCUGUUACAGCUUCCAUUUGCCACCAUUAAUGUCAGAGAUAUGCAACACAAGACUAUAGGUUUUGCCUUAUAUUUUCUCUGUGUGUUUACAUGUCUACCUAGACAUAGAAGCUGUGCAGCUGGUAGCAGUGGAAGCAAAAACACAUUUGCCCUUUAGCAGUUGACUCAAACAUGAACAGCAAACAAGUCUCUGCAUUUAUUAUUUCCAGACUGUGCUCAGUGCCAAAGUCUGGCUCCAUGUUGGUUGGUUCUUUUUUGGUGGGUACUUUUUUUUUUUGUGUUGUUGUUGUUUAAAUUAAUGCUACUUGAUUCAAAGGGAAGAGAUUAAUAUAUUUAUGGUUUUAAAAAUAUUUAGAAGUCUUCAGUACUCUAACAAUAACUUCCACUGCAUUAAAUUCAUAUACAUUGUAAUUUAAUGUUCUGUUACUUAUUACAUUUCUAAAGUUUGAAAUACUAAAACCUACUUUUGAAAAGUACUUGUGUUCAAUUAUUGACAAUAGUUACACUUGAAGGGCUGGAAAAAGUGGCUUUUUCAAUAAAAGCAUGUUUAACCACUCA
Messenger RNA from Passer montanus (Eurasian tree sparrow), 4862 nucleotides. RefSeq lists its product as uncharacterized. The record is from RefSeq and is a predicted model, not a curated record. The transcript has 7 exons. Lineage: Eukaryota; Metazoa; Chordata; Aves; Passeriformes; Passeridae. The coding region runs from base 639 to 2951 and encodes 770 amino acids.